Messenger RNA from Triticum dicoccoides, 1258 nucleotides. RefSeq names its product MADS-box transcription factor 29-like. Gene Ontology annotation, molecular function: DNA-binding transcription factor activity; DNA binding; protein dimerization activity. Gene Ontology annotation, cellular component: nucleus. The transcript is spliced from 8 exons. The record is from RefSeq and is a predicted model, not a curated record. Lineage: Eukaryota; Viridiplantae; Streptophyta; Magnoliopsida; Poales; Poaceae. The coding region runs from base 180 to 860 and encodes 226 amino acids. Gene Ontology annotation, biological process: regulation of DNA-templated transcription.
CGUGGCGACGGACUAUCACUAGAGGAGAGGAGAGGAGAGCACACCCGAGUUCACAGUUUCAGUCUCAGUUGUUACAGCCUUUGCCCGGAAGGACCAAGAAGAAGAAGAACAGGAUACGUGCCACACAAGCUAGCUCGUCGUCGGCGUCGAUCGCUCCCCGCGUUCCGAGCCAAGAGAAGAUGGGCCGCGGGAGGACGGAGAUGAAGAGGAUCCACAACGACGUGUCGCGCCGGGCCACCUUCGGCAAGCGCCGCCGCGGCCUGCUGAAGAAGGCGCGUGAGCUCGCCGUGCUCUGCGGCGUCGAUCUCGGCCUCCUCGUCUUCGACGAUGACGGCGCCGGCAAGCUGUUCGACUACUGCAGCCCCAACACAAGCUGGAGCGAGCUAAUCGAGCGCUACGAGAGCAUCACCAACCACAAGUUCCAGUUCCAGGGGAUAAAUCAUGUUGAUGAUCAGCAACCGUUGGCGGAUAUCAUCGCAGGGCUGAGGCGUGAGCAUGACCGUCUGGAGGUCAGCGUGAGGAGGCAGACCGGAGAAGACCUGCCAUCCGCCGCGACGGCGGCGGAACUCGAUGAUCUGGAGCAGCGACUGGAGCGCGUGCUGGGUGAAGUUCGUGAAAUGAAGGACAAGCCGCUGGAGCAACAGUUGGACGAAUCAUACCACAAGGUGCACACCUUGGAGGACCAGAACAGCUUCCUUCGCCGCCUGAUGGGCGAGGAGGGGCAGCAGCGUGCUGCUGUGGAGGCGUCAGCUGUGGCGCCGAAGCUACCGGCGACGGCGUUCGGGGGAUCCUUCCCGGAGGUGGAGGAGGAGGAAUUGACAGCGCUACGGCUGUGGCCGCGGCAGCUCCCCGACGUGUAAGGCAUAGGCCUGAAGCCCAGCCUGCACUCUGGUGAAUGGUGAUUAAGGUCGAGGAGAGAUGAUAGCCUGAUGGAAGACUGGUGGAGAUUAUAAUUGAUUAAUUAUAAGGAAUCUAGCUUAAACUUACUAGUAGCAGGCCAGUAGUGAGGACUAAGGAUCCGGCCUAUGUUCAGAGGACAUAUACCUUUAACAAGUAGCAGACGCCAGUAUUUUGCUCCACACAAUUUCGUGUAUGACUGUGUGAGCAGCACUCCCCAUGUAGUAUCACGUUGGUUCAUAUGAAUUUACUGCAGUGUUUUCUUUAACAUCGGUGUUGAAACUCUGACAACAAUGGAUUGAUCAACAUGGGUACUGCACUACUACUUCGAUUUUUGUAGGCAAAUAUCGCCAAGCUUAUU